AAUAGCAAUACUGACAAAUAUUUUAAAUAUAAUAAACUAAUGCAGUGUUGAUUGUGAAACUUGAAAGGCCAUUUUACAAACGAAUGGUUGCAAAAUGUUUGUUACCCAAUCAAGCCUUGUGUAGCUCCGACUGUCUGCUGUUGAAGUGUCCUCGGGCAAGACGCUGAACCCUAAAUCAUGCUUCCAGGUUGGCAAAAAAAAAAAUUUGAAAAAAUUCGCUUGACCUGGGAAGUAGGAUUUUUAUUUUUUUUUAUUUUUUAUUUUUUCCACUUGAAAAAGGUUUAGUAAACUAGAUGAGUGGACACCUGGUUAAUUUUUCAAAUAAUUGAUGAAUUGGAUAAAAAAAAAUUAAAAUUUCCAUCCAUGUAAAAAAGAGGGCAUUAUUUCAAACUGACAGUGCAGCGGGGGAUUCUCAACAGCAAGUGAUCCCUGUCCUAGACAGGUGGGUGCCACUAAAUUGCCAAGCUUGCCUACACAACACCAGCUCAUGCGGGCAGAACAUGGCAUCCAAGUUUGAACAUUUCCUGCUUUUUAACCCAUCAGACGAUUAGCUCCACGGCUGCCAAUUAAGUUAAGUGUCUUCAGGUGUGCUGUCACCUUAUUAGUUAACAAGAAGGGUGACUUCUGUGUGGAGAUCCAACAGCAAAUAUGUUUGCUUGAGCUGUGCGAUUCCUCUUUGUCGUGCUUUACUUUAUUAUUAUUUUUUUUUAACUUGUUGUAGGCGCACCCUACGUGGUUUUAUCCCGUUUCCAUGUUUUAGCACAGAAGCAGUCUUGUCCUUUCAGGUCGUUAAAUUUAAACCGAGGCUAUGAAGGAGGAAAUUGCUGCCGCCGUGUUCUUCGUGGGCCGCCUGGUCAAGCGCUACGGACGUAUGGACAACGAUGGCCGCGAACGCUUCGCCGCCGCGCUCACGUCCGCACUGUUCGAAAGCUACAAGAACCACUGGCACCCGAACGUGCCCACCAAAGGACAAGCCUACAGGUGUCUGCGAAUGAACCGGGUGCAACUACAGGAUCCAGUGCUUCAGAAGGCGUGUGAGAGGAGCGGAGUGCGCUACGAGGACCUGGGCCUGCCUCAGGAGCUCACCGUGUGGGUUGACCCCGGCGAGGUCUCGUGCAGGUACGGCGAACACGGCGCCCCCUUCUGCAUCUCUGUGCUGGACGGCAGCCGGCGCGCCGACCGCCAGUUCUCUCGGAGAGUCCACGACGCCGUGGAGCGUGCCAGCUUGGAUGUGCCCUCGGAGAGCUCUUCGGAUGAUGAUGACGACGAGGAAGAGCGUGGCAGUGGCGUAGAUGCCAGCUGCAGCAGUCCAUCUGCUCUUUGUGCCGAACCCAAAACCAUCCCAACUGUUAGCAACCCCAACAGUGUCUACCGGUUCAGCGAGUUUGCUCCAGGCGCUCCCCAGACGUGGCUCACCUACCCCAAGAGGAAGCCCUUCGGUGGGGACACCUUCCUGCCGCCUCCUAAGACGCAGCAGCCAUUGGGCUCCAAAGGUUUCAGUUCCUACCGGGCCACGUUCACCUUCACCGGGCCUCGCGUGGACAAGUACCACUGGGUCAGCCAGUCCCGCUCCUAGAACCUUUCAGGUCCCUGCCAAAACAUUGGAAGGGUGAAAACAGAAACUAAAGUCUAAGUGCAUUUUCUGCAUCUUUAAAGGAUAAGUUUGACUGUGUAUGAUUUAAAAUGAGGUUUUUGUGUUGCUUUUUAACGUCUUGACACAUUCAAGUGCUUUUAAGUAAUUCUACCUGUAAAUGUGUUUUUAAACUCUAGUAACUGUGAAUAAAGUAACAUUGAGAACUGUCGGUGAAAAGAAAUAAACGCGUCCGUUUCAGCUCCAAAGUGUUGACUUUUUUAGUUUUUAAAAUAAAAAUAAAUUCUUUUGAUUAGCAUGCAUCCAUUUCGUUCAAGCUCGGGUGACCGUUCCAUGCUCUGAACUACAUGGACCACUAAGAAACUUGGAGCAAUUCCCCCAGUAGAAAAUAACCUAGUUGUAAAAACGCGUACGGUGUAAAUUAACCACUAAUGUAAAAUAAAAUCAAUAUUUCAAAUAAGUUUGACAUGUUGUAAGAGUGAGUACAGUUUCUUGGGAAUCCAUUACUUUAUAAAAUGUUUUUCU
Messenger RNA from Phycodurus eques (leafy seadragon), 2116 nucleotides. RefSeq names its product B-cell translocation gene 4 (gene btg4). The coding region runs from base 809 to 1576 and encodes 255 amino acids. NCBI's taxonomy places the organism in Eukaryota, Metazoa, Chordata, Actinopteri, Syngnathiformes, Syngnathidae. The record is from RefSeq and is a predicted model, not a curated record. Gene Ontology annotation, biological process: negative regulation of mitotic cell cycle; negative regulation of cell population proliferation. The transcript is spliced from 4 exons. Gene Ontology annotation, cellular component: cytoplasm; nucleus.